Messenger RNA from Lycium ferocissimum, 5527 nucleotides. RefSeq names its product zinc finger CCCH domain-containing protein 44-like. The record is from RefSeq and is a predicted model, not a curated record. NCBI's taxonomy places the organism in Eukaryota, Viridiplantae, Streptophyta, Magnoliopsida, Solanales, Solanaceae. Gene Ontology annotation, molecular function: protein binding; metal ion binding; DNA binding. The transcript has 11 exons. Bases 265 to 5232 code for a protein of 1655 amino acids.
CCUUUUUUAUUUUAUUUUUUAUUCUCUCUCACACAUACACACAACACAUAUUUUCAAUUUAGACGCACGCUUUGGCUUCAACCAAUCGUGCCUCACCACCGUCUCUCUUCCUAAAAAAUCUCUCUCUUUUAAUUAAUUUCGUCUCAGAAUUUUCUUCGUUUCUUCAAAACGACGUCGCUUAAGUCAAUGAUUACCUCCUCCAAUAUUUUCGAUUCACUACGCAAUUCGUUAGUCUAGGGUUUUGAUACGAGCUCAAAAUUCACCAUGGAUGGUGGUAAUUCCAGCUCAGGCAUGUCCCCACCAUGUGUACAACAACCACAUAAUAGUCAAAGGUUAGAAAGUAGUGCUGCAACAUCGGAACAGUGCAGUUCCGUACAUUAUAUGAACGAUUCUCAGCUGGUCCCAGUUCCCUAUACGGUCGCCGGAGGUUCUCCGACUACGGUCGCCGGACUUGAUAAGCGGAAACGAGGUCGGCCGCCACGUCAGCAGGCGGCGAAACCUCCACCUCCGGCUAAGAAACCGCGAGAAGAAGAUGAAGAUGUUUGCUUUAUAUGUUUUGAUGGUGGUUCUCUUGUACUUUGCGAUCGCAAGGGGUGUCCAAAGGCAUACCAUCCAGCUUGUAUUAAGCGGGAUGAGUCAUUUUUUCGCUCCAAGGCUAAAUGGAACUGCGGUUGGCAUAUUUGUAGUGUGUGUCAAAGAGCUUCCCACUACCUGUGCUAUACUUGUACAUAUUCAUUGUGCAAGGCAUGUACAAAAAAUGCUGAUUACUUGUGUGUUAGAGGAAACAAAGGCUUUUGCUCUACGUGCAUGAGAACUAUCAUGCUGAUUGAGAACAAAGACCAAGCAAAUAAGGAAAUGGUAGAUUUUGAUGACAAAAGCAGCUGGGAGUAUCUCUUCAAGGUGUAUUGGGUGAUCCUAAAGGAAAAGCUAUCGUUAACACUUGAUGAACUUGUUCAAGCUAAAAAUCCAUGGAAAGAAUCAGUUGCAGUACAUGGUAAGCGGCCGCUACUGCCUUAUGGUCAUUAUGUUGCAAAUGAUGGCAAAGGUGUUGCAGGCAAGUCAUUUGACCAUUUAGAGCAGAAGAGACCCAUAGAACUGUUAGAGCUAUCUAAAAAGGAUCCUCCAACCACUGAAAGCAGAACAAUUGCAGAGUCUAAUAAUGCGAGCAUUCUCAGUUCUACUCCUCAGUCAGAGCUAACAAAGCCUGCUGAAGAGCUAGCGUUCCAGAAUGAAGAUUGUUUGAGGACAAAACAGGGAAGCACUGCUGUGCAGACAUCAGUGAAUGGAUGCAUGGAGUGGGCAUCAAAGGAGCUUUUGGAUUUCGUUGCACAUAUGAAGGAUGGUGAUACUUCUGCUAUAUCUCAGUUUGAUGUGCAGGCACUUCUGCUUGACUAUAUAAAGAAAAAUAAUCUUCGAGAUCCUCGACAGAAGAGUCAAAUAAUUUGUGAUGUGAGACUCAAAAGCCUUUUUGGUAAGCCACGUGUUGGCCACAUAGAAAUGCUGAAGCUUCUCGAGUUUCACUAUCUAAUAAAGGAGGAUCCAGAGAAGAGUGCUUUUAUUCCAGCUGGAAUUGUUGGAACAGCGACUGGCCAUGUGGUACCUGAUGAUAGCAAUGCCAUCUCUUCAUCUAAAAAACGCAAAAGUCGUAAAAAUGGUGAAGGAAAAAUGGCCCAGAUUAAUCUUGAUGAAUAUGCUGCAAUUAAUGCUCACAAUAUAAAUUUCUUAUAUUUGCGGCGUGAUUUGAUGGAAAAUCUCGCUGAGGAUGUGGAGAAGUUCCAUGACAGAGUCAUUGGCUCAGUUGUCCGCAUAAGAAUACCUGGUAACGAUCAGAAGCAGGAAAUUUAUAGGCUUGUCCAUGUUGUAGGUACAUGUAAGUCAUCUGAACCAUAUAAGUUAAGAGAUAAGACAGUUGAUGUACUACUUGAAGUAUUGAACUUAGACAAGAAAGAAGCCUUAUCCAUUGAUUCUAUUUCAAAUCAAGAUUUCUGUGAGGAUGAAUGUAGAAGAUUACGCCAGAGUAUAAAAUGCGGGCUUGUGAAAAGGCCUACUGUAGGUGAGAUACAGAAGAAAGCUAUGGAACUCCGGGCAGUAAAACUCAAUGAUUCCCUGGAAGCAGAGAUAUUGCGGUUCAGUCAUCUUCGUGAUAGAGCAAGUGAGAAGGGGCACAAGAAAGAGCUCAGAGAAUGUAUAGAGAGGUUAGAGCUUCUGAAGACACCUAAGGAGCGCCAGCGGAGGCUACUGGAGAUUCCAGAAGUGCAUGCUGAUCCAAAGAUGGACCCGGAUUAUGCAUCUGAAGGAGAUGAUGGAGAAUACAAUGACAAGAGAAAAGUUAAAUAUCCAGCACCAAGAUGCACUCGGAUUGGUAGAAGGGAUGAAAAACUUCUGUCUUCAGGGAGUCUAGUUAAAGAAGAGGGAUCUAUCAUGGCUCGAUGUAGAAUGAGUGAGAAAAGAGAAGCUUGUGGAACUAAUAUCAUGGACAAGCAAGGAAAACAACUUAUUGUUGAACAGGCUGUGGAUAGGUCUGGAUCUGAAACUUCAAUUACUAGUCUCUCUACGGUGAACUCAUCAUCCGUUAACGGUAGUGAAACUGAAAAAUUGUGGCAUUACCGAGACCCUGCUAAACGAAUACAGGGACCAUUUUCCGUGAUGCAGUUGAGGAAAUGGAAUACAUCCGGGCUUUUUCCUCCUGAUAUGAGGAUAUGGACAAAUCAUGAGCAUGAAGACUCAAUACUUUUAACUAAUGCACUGAAGGGGCUUUUCCAUAAAGACUCUCAAGUGCAUGAUAAGACAUCAAGCCAGUCACGGGUACCAGCUGCCUCAGAUAGUAGAACUAGUGUUAGUUGGUCUGAGAGUGCUACUGGCGCUGGGGUAGAAUGUCGAAAAAGGGAGAUACCUGGGCACCUCCAUAAUAAUGCAAAUCACUGUUCAAAUGGUAACCCAGAGUUUACGAGGAUGAAUGGGUUGUCCCCUUCUUUUCCACAAUGCGUGGACUCGUUGAAGGGAAACAACUCUUGUUCUGACAAACCUCAAUUGUCGAGCGCCCCUUCAUCUAGUCAGCGGGAGGUGAUUUUAGCUCUUCCACGCCAAAGAGGACAUGAAAAUGAUAAUUGUCGUUCUGUGGCAGAUCAAGGAACUCAGAAUUCACGUAAAAGUACAUUGUGCUAUGGACAAUCUAACAGUCGGAAUUUAGGCCCGCCUUCUGAUCAGAACCCGGGAUCUUUUACCAGUAAUAAAUGUUCAAUUAACGUGGAUUUUGGAUCUAGUUUUGCUUCAGCUACCAAAUCAAGUGAUUCAUUUGAACAGAAAGGAAAAAUGAAUCUUCCAGACCUACCUAGUCCUACUCCAGAGACGAGCUAUGGUGACCUUGAAGCUCAGGCUGCUGAGAAACUGCUUUUGUUGAGUUCAGUUAUUCCUGGUUGUGGUUCAGAUAUUCAUGAUUUGCCAAGUCCUACACCUAUUUCAAACAGUGAAGCUCAAGGUGGGCAUGAAGCUGAAAAUAAAGAAUCUGGUCCGUCAAGUCUUCCUGACAGCGAAGCUCAAGGUGGGCAUGCAGCUGAAAAUAAAGAAUCUGGUCCGUCAAGUCUUCCUGACAGCGAAGCUCAAGGUGAGCAUGCAGCUGAAAAUAAAGAAUCUGGUCGGUCAAGUCUUCCUGACAGCGAAGCUCAAGGUGAGCAUGCAGCUGAAAAUAAAGAAUCUGGUCGGUCAAGUCUUCCUGACAGCGAAGCUCAAGGUGGGCAUGCAGCUGAAAAUAAAGAAUCUGGCCCGUCAAAUCUUCCUGACAGCGAAGCUCAAGUUGGGCAUGCAGCUGAUAAUAAAGAAUCUGGCCCGUCAAAUCUUCCUGACAGUGAAGCUCAAGGUGGGCAUGCAACUGAAAAUAAAGAAUCUGGUCCGUCAAGUCUUCCUGUUCAGGAAUCAGGCCAAAGGUGUAGUAGUGCUUCUAGUCCAGUGGUUGGUGAGGCCCAACUUCGUGUAAUAUCUGAUGAAUGGGGUAGAAGUUCACUGGGUGCGAAACCAUCUACUGAAGAAUGGGAUUCUGGUCUUGUCUCUGAUUCCUCACUGAAAUCGACUGACACUGUGGGUGAUCAUGUUGCCACACCUACUUCAAAUGCCGACCAACUUACUGCAAAACCACAAGAAUGGGAUUCUGGUCUUGUCUCCGUUUCCUCACUGAAACCAGCUGAAGCAGUGGGUGAUCAUGUUGCCACACCUACUUCAAAUGCCGACCAACUUACUGGAAAACCAUCUACUGAAGAAUGGGAUUCUGGUCUUGUCUCCGUUUCCUCACUGAAACCAGCUGAAGCAGUGGGUGAUCAUGUUGCGAUACCUACUUCAAAUGCCGGCGAACUUAAUCAUACUUCCCCAUCUCAUCCUGUGUCAAACUUUUUUGAUGAGCCUAUAGAGUUCAGUACUUUGGCUGAGGAAUCAGUAUCAGACCUUUUGGCUGAAGUUGAUGCUAUGGAAUCUCAAAAUCAUAAUGGUAUGGGUUCUCCUACUUCUGCCAUGAGAUGUGGUGAGGAGAUGAUACCUGGUUGCAAAACUGAUUGCUUUAGCCCGAUUGAGGAGCUGAGUCCUACACAUGAUCCUGUAAGAAGUGAUGCCUUGAGCUCCACCGGAGAUCUACAACUUCCUUGUCAAUCUACUGUGACGGAUGAAACAGUUGGUGCAUCUCGAGCUGAUGCUUUUGAUCCAUUAAGGAGGUCUGGUGGAAAUUCAUCUACGAGCAGUGAGGGAGAAACCAAGUCAGCUGAUGUUUUGUUUUCCCAGGGGGAUGUUGGUUCCAAUAUACCUGCACCUUGUACCACGAGUCAAGCUACUGCAUUUUCUGCUAUGGGUCGGAGUAUAGGAUUUGAAGGUAUGACCAGUGGCCGUGGAGCAGCACCUGGAAACCCAAGUUGGGGUGGACCAGUUCACGGGUAUGCAAAUGUUGGUUUUGGGAGCACCCCGGGGGCUGCAUGGGGAAAUUCACAUAUGAAUCGAGGUGCCCCUUUCACUGGGAAUCCGGUGUGGGAUAACCAGCGGAGGUAUGCAGGGGAAAGGUCUGGUGGUCCAAGAGACUGGGCUCUUCAAGGAGGAGAGUUGGGAUUUGGUAGGGGUAGGCCAUCAUGGAACAGACAGCAGCCAUAUGGCGGGGGAGGAUACUCUAGGCCUCCUCCCAAAGGCCAUCGAAUUUGUAAAUUUUAUGAGAGCGGGCGCUGCAAGAAGGGGGCGGCGUGUGACUAUCUACACCCGUGAAGGUGUAAAUUGAAGGCAAUUGCUUUCUUUUGUAUAAUGAGAAAUUCUUUUUUGAGCAAGAAAUUGACAUGUAGCUAAAAUGUUAUUCCUCUAACUUAACUGAAAAGUUUCAGUUAAAGAUGGCAGAUUGCAAUUUUUUCUUCCGGACCGGUAUGUUAAGUUGGUAUAGUUUAGUUGCAGACUAAAUACUAUAUGUCCUAUCCGUUUCAGUAAAGUUUAUCGAACUCAGAAGACAGCCAUAUGUAUAAGCUGCGGUAGUGAACUUAUACAUGCAUAAGCGAUAGAGUUAACGUGA